Neopsephotus bourkii (Bourke's parrot) is the source of this 2341-nucleotide messenger RNA. It is a transcript of the gene PPM1F, whose product is annotated as protein phosphatase, Mg2+/Mn2+ dependent 1F. Gene Ontology annotation, biological process: protein dephosphorylation; negative regulation of protein kinase activity. Gene Ontology annotation, molecular function: protein serine/threonine phosphatase activity; cation binding. Gene Ontology annotation, cellular component: cytosol. NCBI's taxonomy places the organism in Eukaryota, Metazoa, Chordata, Aves, Psittaciformes, Psittacidae. Bases 126 to 1436 code for a protein of 436 amino acids. The transcript is spliced from 7 exons. The record is from RefSeq and is a predicted model, not a curated record.
CCCUCUUCCCCUCGCGUUCCCCUCCCCGGCCGGCCCCUUCGUACCGCCCGUCCCCGCCGGCGCCUGUCCCGCUCCCGGCGAGGCGGCGGUGGCGGCCGGGCAGGGCGCCUCAGCGCGGCGCCGUCAUGGCGCUGGAGGUGGAGGCGACCGGGGCUCCCCUGAGCUCUUUCCUGAAAGACUUCCCGUCUCCACUGGGCCCGGGGGAGCCGCUGCCGUGGAGCUCGACGGGGAGCGGCGCCCUCAGCAAGGCCGAGGUGCCGGGCGCCCUGGCCGAGCGGGCGAGGAGCCUCCUGGGCGACAGCAGAGGUGUUUCACCACUUCUUGCAGCAUCGUUGAUCCAUGCUGCAGUUAAUGAAGUUCUCCAAACAGACUUGACUGAAUUUAAGCAGCAAAAUGUGGAAACAGAGGGAGAAGGAGAUGAGGAAAGGUUCACCUUGCUGGAUGGAGAGUCAUUGCAGCGUUGCUUCUUUAACAAGCUCUGGGAUGUUUGCUUUGAGUGGCAGAAGCAGUUGCCACCACUGAGACCACUGAAGCGUUUCCUACUGGUUUCCAUCCACGCCAUCCGUAACACCCGGCGGAAAAUGGAGGACCGCCAUGUUCUACUCCCAGAGUUCAACCAGCUCUUUGGUUUAUCAGAUGACACUGAUCGCGCUUUCUUUGCGGUAUUUGAUGGCCAUGGUGGAGUGGAUGCUGCCAAUUAUUCGGCAACCCAUUUACAUGUGAAUGUUGGACUGCACGAAGAGAUUGUUAAGAAUCCAGCUGAGGCCUUGAAAUGCUCUUUCCAGAAGACAGAUGAAAUGUUUCUUUUCAAAGCCAAGAGAGAGAAGCUGCGGAGUGGUACAACAGGUGUAUCUGCACUGAUUGUAGGGAACAAGCUGCACAUAGCAUGGCUAGGGGACUCACAGGUAAUGCUUGUGCAGCAAGGAAAAGCUGUGACGUUAAUGGAACCUCACAAACCAGAAAGAGAAGAUGAGAGAGAACGUAUUGAGACUCUGGGUGGUUGUGUGACCUAUAUGGACUGCUGGCGGGUUAAUGGUACCUUGGCUGUUUCCAGAGCAAUUGGUGACAUAUGUCAGAAACCCUACAUCUCAGGUGAUGCAGAUGGAGAUUCGUUUGAGCUGACUGGUUCUGAAGAUUAUUUGCUCCUAGCCUGCGAUGGAUUCUUUGAUGCUGUCAAGCCAUACGAGGUUGUAGACUUGGUCUUAGAUCAUUUAAUGGAAACCAAAGGAGUGGGUCUCAAAGCAGCAGAAAGACUGGUGGCUGCUGCAAAGGAAAAUGGAUCCAGUGAUAACAUCACUGUUUUGGUGGUCUUCUUGAGGGAUCCUCAGGACAUCUUGGCAGACUGUAUCAAAGACCCUAAGAGCCUUGAGGCUGGUGAUGAUGCUCAGAGCUCACCCUUUAACUUCCUCAGCUGUGAGGCAGCAGCCACACAGUGACAAAAUGUGCUUAAUCAGAGCAUUCAAAUAAGUUCACAUAAGGAACUGCUUUCCACUGAAGAAGCCUCUAAUAAAAUAGGCAAAACGUGUCAGGAGAGAAAUGACAAAUGGACAAACAUUUAACAAAAAGGCAAGACUCCUUUUACUGAGUUCCCAUUUGUCUUUUCCUUCCUUUCUCCUCCCUUCAAAAAACACUGAGCAGAUGUGGAGAUCUGUACAGCUAUUACGUCUCUGGGAGCAGACUUCUAAAAUGUGUCCCAGGGCUGCUGGUCAUGUCCCUCUGCCCUGGAAGUGGGAAGAAACCAUAAUAUGUAUAAGCUAAUGGGUGAGAACACCCCUUUGUGAAUUCUGAGUGAAAAUUGAAACUUAGUGCUUAAAAAGAGUGCUGUAUGUUAUAUUUAAUUGUGAUGUUAGUUUGGAGAUUGGGAGGACAGACAGAAAAGCUUGUUACUGUGUGUGGUCUGCAGGAACAGGCUUGGUGUGUGAGACUGGGUGACACCAUUAUACUGUGUAAGUUGCUUUUGUUUUGUACCAAAGAUGAAAUGAGAAUGAUGUGGCCUCUUCAUUCAAACAGAGACAUUUAAUUUUGUUUGUAUGGAGAGGAGAAAAUAAAACUGACUGAAUGCUCCAGAAAAAGAGCAAGAAAGCUAACUAGAAAUAUCCCAGGCAAAAUGAUGCAAAUCAGCUGCUUUCUGGGAUGCUCUGGUUUAUAAACUGGAAUCCAAUAUUUAACUGCACUGGAUUAUUUUCCCCUAAAAAAACAUGCUCUAGUGGCUGUUUGGCAACCUGACAAGAAAGGGCCCUUAUUGUUGUAUUUGAGAGAGAUCUUUACAGUACGUGUGCUCUAGCAGUUAAAUAUGCUGUUUCUGCCAUUUUUUUGUGUACUAUAACAAAUGAGAAUUUUA